This is a messenger RNA of Oryzias latipes (Japanese medaka), 2360 nucleotides long. It is a transcript of the gene rbm43, whose product is annotated as RNA binding motif protein 43. NCBI's taxonomy places the organism in Eukaryota, Metazoa, Chordata, Actinopteri, Beloniformes, Adrianichthyidae. The record is from RefSeq and is a predicted model, not a curated record.
CAGGAUGUACGUCCGCCCAUUUCCGUUUCCAGCAAUUAAUAAACAGAUGGCACGCGCCUUUGCUGACCCUGCUAGACCGAGUUCGAGCGCGGACGGAUGACGGAGUUCUCUCUUCGGCUAAGUUCUUUUGAAAGUUUUGUCUUCUGCUGGGUGGACGAAGCACGACUCACCUGACAGAUGGAGUUCCCGGUGGAGGCGACUCUAAACAUGGAGCCUUUUCAAGACAAGAAGGAAGUGCUGAGUCUCCUGAAGUCACAUGGCUUUGCGGUGAACAAAAUAGGUGGAGACAAGGUGCGUGUCAAAGGAAAUUUUAAGGAGCUCAGAGCCGUUAAAAUUCACUUGGAGAAGCUCAUGGCGACCAAAGUGCACCGAUCUUCCUCAUCUUCGGGGAAGGAGUCGGGCUCUGGAUUGGCCUCCUCACUGGAUUGUAAGGAAACGUCUCCUCCAGACCAGCAAGGGUCAGUGCGGCCCAGAGAUGAGUUGAUUGUUGUGGACAGAGACGUGUUCAGUUACGCUGAAGAGUUCAGGAGAAAGGAUCUCGAUGAAGCCCUGAAAGGCCCUGUUAGCAUGUGUUCGGAGAAAACCGGUGAAAGCGUCACCAUAACCUUAUCUGGAAAGAACUCCAGGGAGGCAAGAAGUAAAGUCGAGCACCUCCUGGCUGAUCUAAACAAGUUCCUGCGCACACAGGACGUUCUUCUGAGCAACCUGAGUCCACAGGGGGCGUGUCUUUUACAGAAAAUGGAGAAAAGCGGAAACAUUUCAGGCUCCAACCUGGUGUUGCUCAUAGGUGACAGGGUUCACAUCAUCGGCCCUUCUAAAGAGAGUUUCGAGCUGAAGCAGCAGCUGCUGGUCGACCAAACAGAGCGCAACGGAAAGUCUUCUGAAAGGCACGGGAGAAGGACGAGGAGUCUGUCUUUACGACAGCUCUUCAGAAGAAAGUCCAGAAGGGAUGUUCGAGAAGUCUUCCAUCCCGCCGCAGUUGAAGCAGCGGUUCCUGCUGGAGCUUCUGCUGCUCGACGCCAAAGUGGGCCUCAACGGGCACGCAGAUCCUCCGAGACUCAAAAAAGAAAGAAGGCCGAAAGAUUGGAAGAUGGAGAACAGGAAGUUUGUUCUCCGAAACAAAGAAAGAGUUUCUUUGGUCGAUUUUUUUCAUUUUUCAGAAAAUCUUAAGCGGACCCAGUGAAUCCAUUGCUGUCAUCUAGUGGUGAAAUUGUGAAUUACAGUAAAGAAGGGACGCUGAUGACAAGUCCUAAACAAAUCAGAUUACAGGCAAAUUUAAAUUAGAUUACUUUUCUUUAAUAUUUAGGUGUUGGAAUAAUCUUAGGAGAGUGUGUGUGUGUGUGUGUGUGUGGGGGGGGGGGGGGGGGGCGUGGCAGAGUAACAGUAUUUGCCUACCAAAUGCAGCUGGUGUGAACAGAGCAGUGAAGCUGUUCCUUCAGAUGCUUUACCUCACUGACCCCCAUCGUCAUGAGGAGAAGCCAAAUUUUAGCGUUCCCCGAGGGAUUAUUGGAACUUUGAUUGGUCAGUUCUCUCUCCUGGCUAUGGAUCCCUUCAGGUGGAGAGGAUCUAAACAAACAAACAUGGAGGACACUCAUCUGUCUAUGGAUGUCCGUCUAGGCUUCAUCACCAAUCCUAGAGAAUGUAGUGAAGUAACUCUUUGCUUCAGCCCGGUAUAGAGUUGGUUCAGCUAGGUCCUUGUUUUUCCUUAAGGUAGUUUCAACACCUUCUGGACUCCAGCUCUGACCAAUAGAAGGAAUCCGCCAUCGUUCUAAUACCUACAAUAACACAACUAAAGGAUGGAAGGACUGACAUCAGUUCUGUGUUGAAACACUGCUGACCGAGCUGGAACAGACACUUCAGCCUUUAAAUUUGUUUACGUGCCUCUGGGCUAGCUUAGCUAACACGGGAAUCCAUCUGUGCUCUGCCGGCGAACUCAGAAAAGGUGAAUGGGGAAUGGGAGGUUUGGGAAUCAUCAUUGGAAGACAUUUUUUGAAUUAUUUUUUAGGGUCUGGUUCCAUUGUCCCGGGGUUUUCAUGUUUUUUAGAUGCUGAUAAUACUUCUCUGUCUUUAGGUUUCUGGACGUGAUUCACCGACUACCACAUGUCCGCAUUUAGUACAGUAUUUCCACACUAUAGGGCGCAACGGAUUAUAAGGCCCACUGUCAAUGAAUGGUCAUCUAUAAGGCACAACGAACUAUAAAGUGUAUUAAAUGAGACAAAAAGUCAGACUUUGAUUACUGGGUUCACUGUAACUAUAAAACUGGGGGGUAUUCCAGAAAGCAGGUUAUGCUAGUUACCUCGGUAAGUUUGAGGCUAAGGAAGUGGAUAACCUCAGCUUUCGGUUCCAAAAACAGAGGUGUG